AUGACACCCUCCUUGCCUUGUCCCAACCGUUGCAGGCGACUUUUCGAUAACCAGCGUCAGGUCUCGGCGCACAAGCGAUACUGCACAAAGACACCGCAGGCGUCGGCCGACCUCAUACAAAAGCGUAAAGCAGAACUCGACGCAGAAGCGGCUCGCAAGAAAAUUCGCCUGGAACAAAACCGUGUCAGUCUUGCCCACCAGGAGCAGCUCCAAACGGGGAUCAUCCCUGCCACUCCAGUGCGACCUGGAGAGCGUUCUUCGCGCUACGGACGACGCAUGCAAACACCUCGUCAUCUUCGAGAUUGUGUUCCCUCCAGCCCAUCCCGGUCAGCUCUCCCUUCACAUCUCGCUGAGGUGUUCCCCCACAUCCCUCAAGUGGACACUUCACCGGGCUCUCCUCUCGGCUUCGGUCACACGUCUGGCUCCGGUUUGACCUUGGACUCCCCUCUUCAAGGCGACGUCUCUCUCCACACGGAUUUCACCCCUUCGGAUGCCACACCUCCAGCCUUCGUCGAUACUCCUCCCGACGACUUCGGUGUUUUCCGAAGAUACUACGGUCGAACACAUCCUCCCUCACAGAUCCCUGAAGAUGCGCAAACCCUCGAAGACGUCUGUGAUGCCCCUGGUCUGCACCCUCCUCGCUCCGAGGAAGAGGCAGCACAAGAACCUACAGUCAAGUGGAUAUCCCGGAACAACGUGGCGGAGGACCCCAAGGUCUGGUACGCUCCUUUCGCAAACCCUUCUCAAGCCAAGCUCGCGAACUGGAAGCAUACGGUGUCAAGCUCCGGCACGAUCUCCACGAGUACGUACGAAGAUCUUUUGACAAUCUGGGACGAGUCUCAGACCGAGAACUGGAGCAUUCGGGAGGACGGGUUCACUGCGCGCAAAUCAGAUCAACUCCUCGACGAUCCUCUUGGCUUCUCGAAGGACGUCUUCUCAGAAGAGUGGAACAAGGACCCCUUUUCCCUCCCUCUCCCAAAGACGAGUACGAAGAAGGGGCUAUCCGAAGCCAACGCUCCUCGCUUCGCUGUCGACGGUGGCGUCACAAGGAACAUAAUGCCCAUCAUUGAAGACGUCGCUACCAACACCACCAGUCGGCACGCCAAGCAGUACCAAUAUGACCCGCACGGACUCUUUUGGAUCCCACCGGGCCAUUCGCGCAAGGCCUCGUCUCGUGCUCAAUCGCCUUCCACGCCCUCUACGCCCUCACGUUCCGAUUCACCUCCCGUUGAUCCUCCAACCCCUAUUCGCAUCUACACAGACGUCGUCAAUUCGCCCGCACUUCUCGCAGAGGAAGAGAAGCUCCGUUCUCUGCCUCGACAGCCACACGACCUGGCCGAAUUGCCAUACGGAAUCCUCCCAAUGAUUCUGUGGUCGGAUGCAACCCAUCUGUCCAGUUUCGGGGACGCCAAACUCUGGCCGGUAUAUCUUUACUUUGCGCAUCUCUGCAAGUACACUCGGGGUCGUCCAACAGAGUUUGCUGCCCACCACAUUGCGUAUAUUCCAUCUCUUCCGGACACAAUCGAGGAGGCAUAUGCAGAUAUAUUCGGGAACCCGCCUACCGAGGAAAUCAUGCGGUUUCUCCGGCGUGAGUUAUUCCAGGAGAUUUGGUUGCGGUUGAUGAAUACCGAUUUCAUGGAGGCCUACGAGAAGGGUGUUGUGUACGAGUGCACCGAUGGGGUGACCCGACGGCUGUUCCCCGGUUCUUCGCAUAUUCAGCGGACUAUCCGGAGAAGAACUCCGGAGGACAUGCAGCGACGCCAGGAGAAGUGCCGAGUUGACGACGUCGACCUACACAAGGUCAUCUCCACCGCUCGUGCAGCACUAUUCAAAGGUAGCUCCAUCAUGAGCAAGAAGGUUCAAGACCUACUUCGGCCUCAGUCUCUCAAUCCCAUCCAAAACGCGUUUUCGCGACGCUUGUCGAAGUUUGGUGUCAAUUCCUAUGAUCUUUUCGCCCCCGAUGUCAUGCAUGAGCUCGAGCUGGGAGUUUGGAAGGGGACUUUCCACCACUUGAUGCGUAUGUUGGAGAGCCUCGGAGCAAACCAUGUUCAGGAGUUCAAUAAUCGCAUGCAACAGAUGCCGACGUUUGGCAACGGCCGACUUCAGAUGUUCCGAGAGAAUGUGUCCUCUCGUAAGGGCCUUGCUGCUCGGGACUACGAGUCGUUCCUUAUUACCAUGAUGCCGGCGAUGGAAGGAUUACUACCUCUUGCUGACAACGAGGUUGUUCAAGACAUGCUGUUUGAACUGGCCAACUUCCAUGCUCUAAGCAAGCUUCGAAUGCAGACCGAUGUGACACUCGACAUCAUGGAUGAUGCUACAACCCACAUGUACGACUCAAUGCGCCGUUUCGCGACCAUGGCUGGAGGCUACGUCUGUGUGGAAAGCGAGGAAGAAGCAAAAGCCCGGGAGCUUCGUGAGGCCCAGAAUACCUCCACUGCACCGUCGUCUGCUCCCACUGCCUCAGGAUCAGCAACAGCUCUUGCACAGUCACCAGAGCCAACAACAGUCUCUGUGCGCCUCACAAGUGCGCCGAAGAAGACGAGGGGCUCUCGCAGGAAGCCCAUUCCGAAGAAGGCCAAGCAUCCUGCCGAAGACCUGAUCCACAACCAGCCUUGUGCCCCUUCGGUGGCUCCGACACUCGCUGAACCCAACCCUGCAACUGGCACAUCAACCCACUCCAAGGCUAGCAGUGCUCCUGCGGACGCUCACGAGCACUACGAGAUCGGAGACUCUGACAAGACUCGUGUCAGGAUACGCGACUGGGUUAUUGACCACUUUGAGGACCCUGCAACAAAGGGCUUCAUACCUUGUUUGCACGAGCAUCUGCUUGGUCGCAUGCUUGGGCAACGAGAGGCGACACUACAUCCCGACUCACCCUUCACAUUCACACAAGAGGAGCAUAACGGGUUCAAGUCAUCGAUGCAAGACUGCAUCAACCCACGCACCCAUGGUGAUAUCAUGAUGCUUGCCCCCAACGAUGCCUCUCAUCCAUAUCUCUAUGCCCGGGUCAUCAAAACAUGCUUCAAGUUCCUCCAGGUCCGUUGGUUCGAGGUUGAUGACCAGUACACAACCGGUUUCCUCCAUCGUCGCCAAUUUCGCCUCAAGUUUGUCGACCACACACAAUAUCCAGAGUCUGCUUUUGGAUUUGUCGACCCCGCUGACGUUCUCCGUUCUGCAUACAUUGUUCCUGCCUUUGACCAUGGAAAGGUCGACGCCUCCCUCCCUGACGACUCCCUUGCACGCUGCAAAUCCAAAGUUUCCCUCUACCGGUAUUACUAUGUGAUGAUGUUCGCCGACCGCGACAUCUUCAUGCGCCACCUUGGUGGUGGUGUGGGUCAUCAAAGCGAGGGCAUACAUGUCGAGGAUUCUCUUGAGCAUGCACAACGCGCCCCGCGACCUCGGUCCCGUCAUUGGGAAGACACAAAUGGCGCACGACUCGUGGGCAAGAACGUCGAACACACUCGGGAUGACAUCAACUUGAUGCCUGACGAGGCUCCCGGUUCCCCCAUCCCAGAUAGUACCGCACUGGUGGGCCCUCAAGAUACGACGAUUCAAGCUGAGCAACCCGACCUCAUUGCUGAACAGCCAGCCGAAGCAUCCGAUGAGGAUCAGUGCGAAGCCCUUGAAGACGCGCUUGCAGGGCUUCCAGAGUUUGACGACGAUGACGACGACUGCUGCAUGCAUGAUGAAGGCACUCUGGAUGCUCUCGACGGACUUGCGACGGGCUUGGAAGUAGCGGGCGUAGGUGGGGAUGAAGAAGAUCUCGACGAAUUCGAUGUCAUUGGCUACGUGCGGUGGUGA
This is a messenger RNA of Epithele typhae, 3801 nucleotides long. RefSeq lists its product as uncharacterized. The transcript is spliced from 14 exons. Lineage: Eukaryota; Fungi; Basidiomycota; Agaricomycetes; Polyporales; Epitheliaceae. The coding region runs from base 1 to 3801 and encodes 1266 amino acids. The record is from RefSeq and is a predicted model, not a curated record.